AUCAAGCGUGCUCCAUGCGUUGCGACUCGCCGCCCCUUUCGCUUACGCAAUUCCGCGCGUAUCUGGCCUCACAUCUCCAAGGUCACCCAUUAUGCUCGGACACUCUGCCGAUAUGUGGAAGAUUCCUUGCAAUGUCCGAUGCCGCGUGUUGCCUUCCAGCACCGUGUUGUUCGAGCGCGUCGACGGUGUCCCCAUAACGGCCCUCGACAACAUCGCAGUACAGCUCGUGAGGGACAAGGAUGGUCAUAUUUUCUUCCGUGUGCAUGAGGCCGACGCGGGAAACUUCCAGGAUUUUAUCGACACCACGGAAAGCAUUGCCAUGUGGGGGCCGACGCCGUGUCUUGAGAUUGACCAACGGAUCCCCGAUAGACUUGGGCGCGUCCUCAUUGAUGGCGGGGGCCAGCAACAUGUACUCUGCGGCCCAGAUGACAUGGGGUUCGGGCACCGCGCGUGGCCUUCCGCCAGCCCAUUCAACUCUCCGCACGUCCCCGGAAUGCCAGUCCACUUCAGACAUCAAGUGUUCACCGAUGUCCACCUCGACUCGCAGUUCAAGCCUCAGGGCUCGUGGCUGCGCUCCCAGAACCCAGACGAAACCCUGCAUACCAGCUUGAUCCAGUAUAACGUUACUGUUGACGGCGCCGCGUGGGACUUCGAUGACACCGACAUCACCCCUCUCAAGUAUCGGAGGGGCGUGCAACACGUAGUAAUCCGGUUUUCGACCCCGGAGCACUUCGACUAUGAUCACAAGAUCCCCAUUGCGGCCAAUAACCUCCGCGCCAUUCUCAAGCGCGCAUGCGGCCUGUACAACCGCACCUGCGUCGUGACGCUCGCCGGGCUCAAAGGGCGCUACGGCGUGGUCGCCAGCUCCGAAAUUGGUGACAUCGAAGAAUACGCACGCCGCUGCCUCAUUGAAUUCUGGAUGCAGCACCAGCCGGACUCACUAGAAGCUGUCGUUGGAUUGGACGAUGGCAUGCUAAACCAUGUGGUAGAAAGAGCGUACAACCCAGCGGAAGUCGUCUUCUACGGGUGACAAACAGGGAUACUUCAUUUCAGUAUAUGGAUGCAGUCGAUAGUGG
Cutaneotrichosporon oleaginosum is the source of this 1076-nucleotide messenger RNA. RefSeq lists its product as uncharacterized. The record is from RefSeq and is a predicted model, not a curated record. Lineage: Eukaryota; Fungi; Basidiomycota; Tremellomycetes; Trichosporonales; Trichosporonaceae.